Molecule: messenger RNA, 946 nt
Organism: Belonocnema kinseyi
Lineage: Eukaryota; Metazoa; Arthropoda; Insecta; Hymenoptera; Cynipidae
Gene: zetaCOP
Product: coatomer subunit zeta-1
Exons: 5
Coding region: 272-814 (180 amino acids)
Biological process (GO): intra-Golgi vesicle-mediated transport; intracellular protein transport; retrograde vesicle-mediated transport, Golgi to endoplasmic reticulum
Cellular component (GO): COPI vesicle coat
Source: RefSeq, a predicted model, not a curated record
AUGAGUUCACGUCGUUCUCGUCCAGUCAAGUUCGGUUGAGUUGAGUCGUGUCAACAGUAUCUUGUAUCGAACGGAAAAAUUCGCAUCGUGAGCCUAAAUGAGAUUAAAAAUCUUACAAAUUCUUUAUAUUUAAAUAAACGGUGGAUUUUGCGGACUAAAAAAGUGUUUGUAAAUUCUGAAGAGUUUGAAUAACGUAGUUAUUCUUCGUACUUUGACACGUUUGACACGUUUAGUAAGAGCAGAAGACAAGACACGUCAAUUUGACGUUACUAUGGACGGUCAGUUAUUGGAACCGACACUUUAUACAGUUAAGGGCAUCGCGAUUCUUGACAACGAUGGAAAUAGAAUUCUCGCCAAGUAUUACGACAAAAAUAAAUUCCCUACGUCCAAGGAACAGAAGGCUUUUGAAAAGACCUUAUUUAGCAAAACUCACAGAGCUAAUACUGAAAUUAUAAUGCACGAUGGGCUGAUUUGCGUGUACAAAAGCAACGUUGAUUUAUUUUUCUAUGUAAUGGGAAGUGCACAUGAGAAUGAGUUGAUCCUGAUGAGCGUGCUAAAUUGCUUAUACGACUCAGUAAGCACCAUUUUGCGGAAAAAUGUUGAAAAAAGGGCCGUUUUGGAUAGUUUAGACAUAAUAAUGUUGGCACUAGAUGAAAUUUGUGACGGAGGGAUUAUUUUGGACGCAGAUGCCACGAGUGUAGUUCAAAGAGUCGCCCUGAGGACAGAUGACAUUCCUUUAGGAGAACAAACCGUCGCCCAGGUCAUUUUUUUGUCUUGCAAUCUGCCAAGGAGCAACUUAAGUGGUCACUCUUGAAAUAAGUUAUGUUGUCUGUACUAUAAUUUUAUAAUUAUAUUCAUCUACAUAGAAGAUAACGCGCUCGACGAGAAAUGUACAUUUAUACAGUCUAUUAAAAUCAUUCCACUAUUAAAAAUGUUUUUAAAAGUA